Conger conger (European conger) is the source of this 6081-nucleotide messenger RNA. RefSeq names its product PR domain zinc finger protein 10-like. The transcript is spliced from 23 exons. Gene Ontology annotation, molecular function: RNA polymerase II cis-regulatory region sequence-specific DNA binding; histone deacetylase binding; DNA-binding transcription factor activity. The record is from RefSeq and is a predicted model, not a curated record. Gene Ontology annotation, cellular component: nucleus; cytoplasm. The coding region runs from base 1255 to 4800 and encodes 1181 amino acids. Lineage: Eukaryota; Metazoa; Chordata; Actinopteri; Anguilliformes; Congridae. Gene Ontology annotation, biological process: cell fate commitment; regulation of transcription by RNA polymerase II.
GUCGGUUACAAACAUGUCUGGGUCGUGCACAAUCUGGACACUUGUGUUCUAAAACGCUGUGGUGUUAACAGCGGUGCUCCGGGUCAUGUCUGAUGAUAGGGCACGUGCGGUGUGGCUUUUAUCGUUUGUAAUGUGGAUAUUUCGCCGUGCUUAGUUCCCGGGUUUCAGCAGGUUUUAUUUUUGUGGUAUGGUCCACUUGGAACUGGGAACCUGAGGGGUCAAAGUAGGGGGGUGGGUGAAAAAGUAUAUUCGGCACCUGGCUUGUUUUAGAGUCCCAUAAACCAUGUUUUUUUUCAGUUAGUUAUUGAAAACGUUCUCUUGUAUUUUUGACUCCGUUCUGCGCUAGCGCUAGCAUACCCAUUUUCAGCCUCGUUCCAAUGGUACCCCUACAAUGCGUUUAGACUGACCGUUUUGAAACUGAUUUGGCUUUAACUAGAACUGCUAGUUACUGUGACGAUUUGCUGUAAGGGGAGAAUACCAUACAUUCACCAAUAAUAUGUUUUACCUCUUAUUUUGUUACUAGCAUCGCCUAUAUUAGGAUGUCGAUAUCCCAGCCCAAUUUCUAUGUGGCUGACUAGCAAGCUACGACACUAGCUGUGUAAUUGUAUCAAACGGUUAUUGCGAACUAGUGUGGUUGGAUACUAUUACAUGCAAACAUCACAUUGUUACAUUUAAAUUAAUUAGUCUUCAGCAUGCAUCCCUCUGAGAAAUCAAAAGAACACACAUUCAACUAUACGUGAUCGUUUGCAAUAUAUUAAAUGCCUGAUUAUGCAUUGAUGCCUCUGUAUACCCAGUUGCAAGUAUGCAAACUGAUUUUGAAAAGCACAAGUAGGCUGCUCAAAUUGAAUAAUGCAUUAUUGAAGUGAAGUGUACAUGAUGUUCUCAGCAGAGAUGCGGAAAGAUUUCUGAAAAUGCUCCCCCUAGGUGCAGCCCUUGAGUUAUGACACUGUUUUGGGUUUAGAUGUAGUUUGCAUCAGUCCUCUCCUCUCAGAUAUAACCCAGGGUCACAGAGGUAAAGGCGGUCUUUGUGUAAUCUUCAACGGUAAUGAACAGAAUAAUCCAUCAUCAUCAGUGAAACAGCGUUUGCAGACCAUUGCAGCUCCUGUGAGUUGCCCAACUCUUGCCAACGGUUAAACUGUGUCAUUGCUGUGAGCCUGUGACAUCAUCGUAACCACUGGAGAUCCAUGACCUGCGAGCGUGGUGUGGUCAGGUGAAGGCGGGAGGCUGUUACAGAAGGCCCGUGGAGCAGUUGCCAUGGAGACCAAGCAGGAAGUGGCCCCCGUGUGGAGCCAGCCGGAUAACGAGGCCGGGAAUGCCACUCAGGUGCACUUUGAAGGAGGCACGGUGGCGCAGAUUGUGUACAGCGGGGACCAGCAGGAGCGGGGGCCCCAGCAGGUGGUCUACGCCGCGGACGGAAGCUCCUACGCCUCGGUGGAGUCGGCGGAGCACACGCUGGUCUACAUCCACCCAGCCGAUGGAGCGCAGACGGUGUUCACAGAUCAGCCCCAGCUGGCCUACAUACAGCAGGACGGCACCACGCAGCAGGUGACCGUGCUGCUGCCCAGCGGCCAAAACAUGAACGCUGCCAAUCUGCACGUGCUCAGUAACGUGGCGGAGGCCCCCCAGGCCCUACUGGAGCCUGUGCCUCAGGUGCCAACUUCUGUGUCCGCGGCCUCCUUGGCAACCAUGGCCGUGGGCCAGUCUUCACUCAGCCACCUGGGGCCCCUGGGGGCCACGGACUCGGCCCUGGACUCGGACGAGGAUGAGGACGAUGAUGAGGCAGAUGACUCUGACCUGGAUGACUGGGACCUGGGGCCCCUGAGACCUUUCAACCCUCAGGACCUGUGGUGUGAGGAGUGCAAUAACGCUCACCCCUCGGUGUGUCUGAAACACGGGCCCCUGCACCCCAUCUCUAACCGGCUGGUUCUGUCCAAGGCCCGGGCCAGCCUGCCUCUCGUGCUGUACCUGGACCGCUUCUCGGCCGGGGUCUACUCCAAACGCCGCAUCCCCAAACGCACGCAGUUCGGCCCCGUGGAGGGGCCCUUGGUGCGACAGAGCGAACUGCAGGACGACUACAUCCAGCUCAAGGUGUGCAUGCUGGACGCGCCCAAAGACGAGCAGCGGGAGGACACGUGGGUGGAGCUUUCAGACGAGGACCGCUGCAAUUGGAUGAUGUUCGUCCGGCCCGCCCAGAAUCACCUGGAACAGAACCUGGUGGCCUAUCAGUACGGAGCAGACAUCUACUACACCACCAUCAAAAACAUCCAGCCCAAACAGGAGCUCAAGGUGUGGUAUGCUGCCUCUUAUGCAGAAUUUGUCAACCAGAAGAUUCAUGACAUCACCGACGAGGAGAGGAAAGUCCUGCGCGAGCAGGAGAAGAACUGGCCCUGCUACGAGUGCAACCGGCGCUUCAUGAGCUCCGAGCAGCUGCAGCAGCACCUCAACAUGCACGAUGACAAGCUCGACUUCGUCACCAGGGGGAAGGGGCGGAGCCGGGGGCGGGGCAGGAAGCGCUUCGGCACGGGCCGGAGGCCAGGGCGCCCGCCCAAAUUACUGCGCCCCGAAAUCUCUGUGGAGAUCGGCGAGGACCGGGCACAGGACAUCCUGGGCUUUUCGCCGAAGGGCCCGUUCGGAGAGGGGCCGGACGGGGCCCUGAAUGGACUGAGGGACAUGGACCUGGGGGCCCAGGGCGGGGUCCCCGGCACCCCUCCCCGGCUGGAUUCGCAAGACGGCCUGGCCGAGCUACCCCCCAGCAGCGAGCUGGCCCCCGUCACUGACUCCCCUGAGACCCCCCUACCGGGGGCGGACCCCCCCGAGUCCCCCAAGGAGGACACGGGGCACGGGAACCAGGCCGACCCCCACCUCACCCCCGAGGACAUGAGAAGGGCCCGUCGGAUUCGGAACGCGGCCCUGCAGCACCUCUUCAUCAGGAAGACGUUCCGGCCCUACAAGUGCUCGCAGUGCGGCAAGGCGUUCCGCGAGAAGGACAAGCUGGACCAGCACCUGCGCUACCAUGGCCGCUCCAGCACCUGCCCGCUCACCUGCCACGUCUGCAACAAGGGCUUCCUCAACAGCGCCGCCCUGGAGGCACACCUGCGCCUGCACGCCGACCAGAAGACCUACUCCUGCCUGUUCUGCGCCGAGUCCUUCGACCGGCUCGACCUGCUCAAGGAGCACGUGGGCAUCCACCUGGUGGACGGCCGCUUCAGCUGCCCCUCCUGCAAGAAGCGCUUCAGUGACUUCAUCCAGGUGAAGAAGCACGUGCGCAGCUUCCACUCGGAGAAGACGUUCCAGUGCACGGAGUGCGACAAGGCCUUCUGCAGGCCCGACAAGCUGCGUCUGCACAUGCUCCGCCACUCCGACCGCAAGGACUUCCUCUGCUCCACCUGCGGCAAGCAGUUCAAGAGGAAGGACAAGCUCCGCGAGCACAUGCAGCGCAUGCACAACCCCGAGCGCGAGGCCAAGAAGGCCGACCGCAUCCACCGCUCCAAGACCCUGAAGCAGAAGGUGCCCACCACCGACAUCGAGAGCUUCAUGUUCAAGUGCCGGCUCUGCAUGAUGGGGUUCCGCCGGCGCGGCAUGCUGGUGAACCAUCUCUCCAAGAGGCACCCGGAGAUGAGGAUCGAGGAGGUUCCUGAGCUCACCCUCCCCAUCAUCAAGCCCAACAGAGACUACUUCUGCCAGUACUGUGACAAGGUGUAUAAGAGUGCCAGUAAGCGGAAGGCCCACAUCCUGAAGAACCACCCGGGGGCCGAACUUCCCCCCAGUAUUCGAAAACUGCGGCCGGCAGGCCCCGGGGAGCCCGACCCCAUGCUGAGCACCCACACCCAGCUGACCGGCACCAUCGCCACGGCGCCCGUCUGCUGCCCCCACUGCGCCAAGCAGUACAGCAGCAAGACUAAGAUGGUGCAGCACAUUCGGAAGAAGCACCCAGAGUUCGCCCAGCUGGCUAACAGCAUCCAGGCCCCGCUGGCAACGGCUGUCAUCAGCAGCGCCCCGGCUGUCAUCACUGCGGACGGCACUGCAGCAGAGGCAGUGGUGACCACAGACCUGCUGACCCAGGCCAUGACGGAGCUGUCCCAGACCCUGACCACAGACUACCGGGGGGCUCAGGGAGACUACCAGCGCAUCCAGUACAUCCCCGUCUCACAGGCAGGGGGCGCCCUGGCUCAGCCACAACACAUCCAGCUGCAGGUCGUCCAGGUCGCGCCGGCGCCCUCUCCCCAGGGCUCCCAGCAUUCCACGGUGGACGUGAGUCAGCUGCACGACCCCAGUGCCUACGGCCAGCACUCCAUCCAGGUGCAGCACAUCCAGGUGACAGAGGCCACUGCAGCCGGGCAGGGGGGGGCCCAGGUCACAGGUCAGGCUCUCAGCCCCUCCUCCCAGCAGGAGCUUAGCCCCACCCAGUUGGCCCCGGUGACCCUCGCCCAGGGCAACGCCCUACAGACCACCUCCUCCCAGCAGGGGGCGGUGCAGCACACGUACCUGCCUGGGAACUGGAACUACAGGGGUUACCCCUCGGAGAUCCAGAUGAUGACGCUCCCUCACGCCCAGUAUGUUAUCACAGAGACAGGAGCUCCCGUGACCACCGUCAACAGCAGCCAGGUGAAAACGCAGACGCACUACGUGAUCUCUGAAGGGCAAGCGGAGCUCGACCCAAAACUGGUCCAGGCCUCGUCCCAGGUGCACCCGGACCAGCUGGAGCAGCAGACCUCCGACCCGCAAGCCCCCGCCCAGUACAUCAUCACCACCACCACCAACGGCAACGGAUCCAGCGAGGUCCAAAUCGCCAAACCGUGACCCGUCGCCCCACCAAACCCCGACCCACAGUUCCCCCAAACCUCCCCCCGGGGCCACCCCGGUCCCGCCUUCACGCACACAAACAUUCUUCCAGUUGGCAGGGAUGAUGGAGGAAGAGGUGGAUCUCAACCGAACAUCUGUGUGUCCGUCACGGCUUCAAGCCUCAUCACAACUGGGGGUGUGACCCACCCAUGACAGUGGAAGAAAAGUGGAUAUCGCACAAAAUUACAGGACUUGAUAUAUCUAUAUUUUUUUUCCUUUUUGUUUCCAGAGGCAACCGAGUUCAUAACAGUCCCAUAAUACUGUGAACGAGCGUGUUUAUAUUUUUUAAAACACUGGAACGUCUGCAUCAGGUGCAGUCUCCCUAAAGAAUGACUGAACAUAGACACAGACAGAAGCUCUUAAUGGCAGAUCCGUCCUCCCUUAAACACCCCCCCCCCCGUGCUUAAAUCUAACUUAAAAUCCUCUUUCCAAAACUUCUCUCCAACAUACCAAAUUUGCGAAACACCUCCGUUGUGAAAAGUCCACAUUUGUAUAUUUGAGCUUUUUACAAACACAAUGAUUAUUGUUUAUGAGCUGUUUCAUAUGAUUUUUAGAAGUUAGUGCAGGCGAUGAAAGAAUGAACCUGUGCGGUGUUCGUAUCAUUGGUAGAGAGCAAAGUACUUGUGUUGCAGAAAUAAAGGAACUCUUAACAGCUUACUUAGUUGCGCAGUUCCUGUUACACAGUCAAAUCUUAAAUCAAGAGAAGAGGGACAAUCUUUCUGAGCGAGUGGAUGAAGCACAAGGUUUUCUUUUUUGGGAUGCAGAUUGAUAUGAAGACUUAUGCGGAACAAAAUACAUUCCCUCUUAACACUCAUUGUGCCAAAUGAUCCAACAACUGGACUACAAACCUGCAAAUCCUCUUUAGGACACCUAGGGUGAUAUGCCUUACUUUAAACAUCAAUGUCUGAGGUUGUUAGUUGUGAUUUCCCCCCAAAAAAACUUUUUUGCCAUUUUGCUUUUAUCUACACACAUAAACGUUUUGGCACACCUCACCGAGCCCUGCUAAGUGUUUAAUGUGUUGUAACAUAUUUGCCCUUGACCAGCAGCUGUUCAGUGUCUCUAAAGGGAAGAAGAUAUUUGUACAAUUUCUGCCAUGGUGAUGGAACAAAAUGAGCUUAUAUAAAUAAGAAACAUUAUAAUAAAUGUCUCCUUUCUGUACAGUGGUAUACAGGUGCAGUUGUCCCAUUGUUGUAUGUGCCAUUGAGAAAUUGAACAAAUAAAUAAUUUUAUAUCCACUCA